UGUCCCAUUACACAAGUUGUUAUGUAGCUAUAUGGGCUACUUUGAAUCUGCACCAGGAAGUGUUGGACUGCUAACCCUGAGCUCAAUGGUCGCAACGACUAGACUCCUUUUGAUUUGGCGUCAUUUUACCCACAGUAGAACGAGAGAUAUGUCUUCCAAAACACAGAUGCCGACUCCAGAGACCGCUCUCCCCGGGAGAAGUGAGAGUUUAAAAGUAUCAGCCAAGCACGAUGUCAACGGCAACAGGACCGUACCACCAUUCCCCGAGGGACUGCAGAUGGCUAUGUUUGGGAUGGGCUGUUUCUGGGGCGCAGAGAGAAAGUUCUGGAAGCAGAAGGGAGUCUACUCCACCCAGGUGGGCUAUGCUGGAGGCCUCACCCCCAACCCCACCUACGAAGAGACCUGCACAGGUAGGACAGGCCAUACUGAGGUGGUGCGGGUGGUCUGGGAGCCAAAGAAGACCAGCUUCUCUAAACUGCUCAAGGUGUUCUGGGAGAGCCACAACCCAACUCAAGGCGACACAAAACCCCAGAGAAAUCUGGCUCUGUGGUAA
Molecule: messenger RNA, 553 nt
Organism: Oncorhynchus gorbuscha (pink salmon)
Lineage: Eukaryota; Metazoa; Chordata; Actinopteri; Salmoniformes; Salmonidae
Product: mitochondrial peptide methionine sulfoxide reductase-like
Exons: 5
Coding region: 32-553 (173 amino acids)
Biological process (GO): cellular response to oxidative stress
Cellular component (GO): cytoplasm
Molecular function (GO): peptide-methionine (S)-S-oxide reductase activity
Source: RefSeq, a predicted model, not a curated record